This is a messenger RNA of Opisthorchis viverrini, 3305 nucleotides long. RefSeq lists its product as hypothetical. Gene Ontology annotation, biological process: retrograde vesicle-mediated transport, Golgi to endoplasmic reticulum. Gene Ontology annotation, cellular component: membrane. NCBI's taxonomy places the organism in Eukaryota, Metazoa, Platyhelminthes, Trematoda, Opisthorchiida, Opisthorchiidae. The transcript is spliced from 11 exons. The record is from RefSeq and is a predicted model, not a curated record. Bases 1 to 2949 code for a protein of 982 amino acids.
AUGACUGGUGCCAGAGUUUUCAAGAUUGAUGUGGUUGAAGGCGUCUCAACCUAUUCGCCUUCUCAUGCCGACAUAUUUUCUCAGAAAGCGUACGUUUGGUCAGACGGAAUCGGAAAUUUUUGGCAUGCGUACAAAUAUGAAUGGUUCACUGAAAAGAAUGUAGCAGUCCGCGAGGAAUGUGGCGCCGCACAUGCGGCGGCUAAGGGCAGUGUCGUCCUGGGAAAUGUUCCUGACCGUCGUCAACUUCGGCCGCAUGCGAGGCUUCUCCUUUUCAACAAACUCGGCGAUGUUAAACAGUCAGGUUGUCUUGAACAACCGUCCAUAAUCGCACUCACGGAGACUUGGCUCACACCAGAUGUCCCUGACGCGGAGAUCUCGGUGGAUGUUCACUGUGGUUUUCGAGCCGCCUCAAAACGAGGGCGGGCAGGUGGGGUUGCUCUGUACUUACAUGCGGCCCUACAAAUCCCGAUUGUCCUCUCUGACUCCACCCCUGCACCAUUUUGCGAUGCGCUGUGGGUCCGAAUCCCGCUGCGCGGGAUUCCCUCCUCGGAGCGAUCUACCGUAGCCCCUCUAGUCCUCCUGAAGAUGACCGAUUCCUCAUACAAAGCCUUGAGCAACUCUCCUCCAACAACCAUUUCACUCAUCUCCUGCUGGGCGUCUAAUCAGGUAGACUUUUUGCAGUGGCGCUGUCUGAAGUCGUCCAACAGAGCGCUUGGACUCAACAUGUGGUUGCACCUACCGGAUACCACGCAGGCCAACUACCAUCCCUCCUGGACUUGGUCCUCACCAACGAAAGGCACUUCGUUGAUCAGACCUAUAAGCCUCACCAGCGUGCCGUGCAAGGUAAUGGAACGCAUUAUGAAGCGAGCUAUUCUAGAUCACCUUACUUCCAGCAACCUGAUAUCUCCAGCUCAACACGGAUUUCUCCCAAACCGCUCUUGCGUGACAAACGUGCUCGUGUUUAUGGACAGCUUAACCCAAACCAAGGACGAAGGAUUCAUAUCGGAUGUCAUAUUUUCCGACUUCGCAAAAGCAUCUGAUAGGGUCCCACACGUCCCGCUGCUCCACAAACUCGAGUCUUACGGGAUUCAAGGGAAAAUCCUUCGCUGGAUCAAGGCGUUCCUAUCAGACAGGUCAUUCCGAGUGAGAAUAGGCUCAACCUAUUCCUCUCCAGCGCCGGUCUCCAUUGGAGUUCCUCAAGGCUCCGUCUUGGGACCACUCCUGUUUCUGAUCUACGUCAACGACCUCCCAGACGUUCUUGCGAGUCCAUGUUUACUUUUUGCGGACGACUUGAAAUCCUGGAGUUCCAAUGCCAGCGCCCUCCAAAUGGAUGUAGACGCUGCCAAGCAGUGGUCGUUGGACUGGCACCUUCCUCUGAAUGAUGAAAAAUACCAAGAAGGAUUUGGGCAUCUGGGUAUCCUCAAACUUGUGCUUCUCACUGCACCGCGAGAAAUCGCCCAAAAGACAUUCACCAUUUUGCGGACGAUCCGACUCACCUUCUCCCGUAUUACUCGCAUGGACUUCCAAACGCUCUAUGGGGCCUACGUCAGACCGCUCCCGGAGUACGCCAAUCAAGUUGUCUACUUAGGACGCAAAAAAGACGCCACACUCAUUGAGCGUGUCCAGCGAGCCGCCACGAGAAUGGUUGCCGGCCUCAAAUCCGUGGACUACGAAACGCGUCUCGCGACGCUUGAUCUCUUUCCCCUGGAGUACCGUCGCCUCCGUAGGGGCACGUCAAAACUGUCGGAACUUCAAUUCCAUUGUGCGAAUACUGAGCGCCUUUGGUGUUAUCAACCCCAUUAUGAUUGGUUGAAACCUCGGCGGCGGGAACAUUCAGAGCCAGGCCCGGCAGAAUGCAUGCUUUACGCAGCAGGAUGUAGUAUGCACGCUAUGGGAGCAUCUGUGGGCAGUGAUUCUCCGAAGAUAGGGGUUCAUGACAAUUUCUGCGGAUGGAAAAUAGAAACAAAGCCCAUGAACCGAAGCCCUAUAGAUACUUUUGACCUGUGGCCCGUCUCGGGGUCCCCGUCCAGGAAGACGGCAGUGACCAGCGCAGCUGAGUUUGCUGGUAAUGGCUUUCAUACUUCACUGCCAAGUCAUUGUUUGACCGCCUCUGGCUCUCUUCCACCCUUCACAUGGUUGGGCGAAAAGAGCCCUUCGAGGAAGUCGGUCGACUGGCAUACGCAACACGUGGCCAAACCAGCGCAACCUGUGCAGUGUGAUCAGUUCAUCUAUCGAGGCUGGUGUGAAAUGCUAAAAUUUUGUGCUGUUGUCAACCUUACCACUGCCUUUUCGACUAUGUGCUUUCUGUUUUUGGGUUAUGCGAUCACCUUCGAUACGGAACUGUUGUUCUCUGAGAAGAUUUGCGGUUUUAUCCCUCUUCUCGGUGGCCUUACCGUAGUAACUCGCCAAACCAUGGGCGGGAAGCUGCUAGUCAAUUUCCCGCUCGGCAACAUACGUUAUAAACAUAUUCCGUUUAUAUCUGUCGUAUUCGCUGCAUUAUUGGCACUACUGGGAAUAACUGGUCGUGUUUCUUUCAUGAUGUUUGCAACCGGUAUACUGGUUGCUUGGGUCUACCUCAGAUUCUUCCAAAGACAUUCCAAUGGAAUUGUUGGGGAUUUGGCUGACACGUUCACUUUUUCCGGAUUUUUUCCAAAUCACCUGGAGCCACCUGUGGCAAUUCUAGCCAACACGACAUUCAACCUUCUGCUGCGCCUGAAGCUUUGCCGGAAGGCUCCUGUCAUAUCGGUGAAGCAGCCAGCGUCAGUGAUGUCAUUCACUGUUAACGUCAGUGAAAUUUCUCGGGCGAGUGAUAUUGGGCACACUAACAAUCCUGCCACAGAAAUCCUAACUCUGCAUGUUCCUCCUGACUCAGCUGAUCUGUCUACUUCUGCAAACAUACCGAUGAUUUCCAAAGGAACCAGUCCACCGAACUCGAAAGAGAAUCCCUGACUCUGUCCUCAACGCGGAACACGACUUUUUUGGAUCAGUAUCUGUGUGGUAAAUCCCAUAGAGCCACUCCACACAGAGGAUUCCACCACAAUCUGUGAUGAAAUGCGGAGCCGUUCCUGAGGGAGCUUCUAGCGUCCUCUAUUUUGUUUUUAUCCUUUGUAAACAUCAAAUCCCGGCUGUGGUAUUUUCCAACACAGGUGCUAAACCUUUGUGUAAACCACUCCAGUGGGCCAAAAGUUGUGGCGGAGGAAAACCCUAUUUCCACUGUGACCACUGUCGACUUUUCGUGCCAAUCUACUCUAUGGGGAUUCCCGUUACGCGUCUAUUUUAGAAAUACUUCGUUUAGUCAUAUCGGC